Molecule: messenger RNA, 2244 nt
Organism: Penicillium brevicompactum
Lineage: Eukaryota; Fungi; Ascomycota; Eurotiomycetes; Eurotiales; Aspergillaceae
Product: guanine nucleotide exchange factor VPS9
Exons: 5
Coding region: 1-2244 (747 amino acids)
Biological process (GO): vesicle-mediated transport
Cellular component (GO): cytosol; endocytic vesicle
Molecular function (GO): ubiquitin binding; small GTPase binding; guanyl-nucleotide exchange factor activity
Source: RefSeq, a predicted model, not a curated record
AUGUCGUCUAAAGAGCUCCCUACCUCUCCGGGUCCUCAGACGACGGACGGCCCGUCCGCCCAUGAUCACGCUGAGACGAGACCAACCGACCUUCCCGUACAAACCCAGGAUUCUUUGCUAGACGAUAGUCCGACAGGCAUCAUGAACCCAGACAUUGCAGCAGAGAAGGAUGUGCCAGCAGCAUCUCCGGGCCCCGAAGUAGCGGAACCGACAAAGACUGCCCUAGCUCAAACGCCAGCUGAGCCGCAACCGCUUGCGGGGCACAUGGAGAGGCUACACCGUCAACUGCAAACACUCCCCCCGCCUCCUACGCUCCCAGAGAAAGACGCCCUUCACAUAAGCACAACUCCCACUCCUGCGCCAACGCUCCCGCUCAUCGAUACAAACACGAACCCUGGCUCCGAGAAAGAGCUUCCAGAAGUGCCGAGCGAUAGCGAUCGGGAGCUCAAACAAAAUCAACAAGUCGAAGGGGAACGGGAAGAUAAUGAUUCGCAGCCGGAGAUCCAAAAUAUCAUGGGGCAGUUUCAGGACCCCGCGCGAAGCACCGACCAGAACGAGAUCAUGUCUCCACGACUUGGGCUGGCCGAGCAGUUUCGCGGAGGUCCGACGUACUUCCCACCCCGGAAGUCGAGUCUGGACCACCCUGCUGCUACCGAGUCUGCAAGUCCUCCGGUCGCUGGAUCUGCGGGUGAUCAACCUGGACCCAUCCCCCACAAGCCCGAGUCCCCAGUAUCAAACCGACGAUCAUCCACGUCAACAGUUCCACCACUUCCAGAACCAGAGUCGGAGCAGCCAUUUGAUUUCCACCGGUUCCUAGAACAACUGCGUCACCGCACUGCCGACCCUGUAGCCAAGUUCUUGCGCUCAUUUCUCAUGGAGUUUGGGAAAAAGCAAUGGAUGGUUCACGAACAAGUUAAGAUCAUCAGUGAUUUCCUGACUUUUAUAACAAAUAAGAUGGCCAUGUGCGAAAUCUGGCGCGAUGUAUCGGAUAGCGAAUUCGACAAUGCCAAGGAGGGCAUGGAGAAGCUCGUGAUGAACCGCCUAUACUCCCAAACUUUCGCACCGGCGAUCCCGGCUCCGCCAACGAUACCCCGAAGCGCAAGUCGGAGUCGCCGAAGAGAACUAGAGCGGCUUCAUGGACCCUGGCGCCGCGGUCAACACCAAGAAGAUAUUGAACGAGAUGACAUCUUAGCCCAAAAAAUUCGCAUAUACAGCUGGAUCAAUGAGGGACAUCUUGAUAUUCCACCCGUGAGCGGCGGUGGACGUCGGUUUUUGAAUUUAGCACAGCAAGAGAUCUCAAAGAUCAAUGGCUACCGCGCACCCCGAGAUAAAGUCAUCUGUAUCCUCAAUUGCUGCAAGGUCAUCUUCGGCUUGCUCAAGAACACCAAAAAGGCAGAUACAUCAGCAGACUCAUUCAUCCCACUCUUGAUCUACGUGGUCCUUCAUGCGAACCCGGACCAUCUGGUCUCCAACAUUCAAUACAUCCUUCGUUUCCGGAACCAGGACAAACUUUGCGGAGAGGCAGGGUACUACAUCUCAUCUUUGUCCGGAGCGAUCUCUUUCAUCGAGUCGUUGGACCGCACCAGUCUGACCGUCAGCGACGAGGAAUUCGAGCGCAACGUCGAGGCCGCUGUGUCGGCCAUAGCCGAACAAAACCGUGAAAUCGAAACAUUCGAGGAACCCUCCUCAUCUCAACCUCCCCCAUCCCAACCCCAACCAGGGCCCAGUCGCCACCAACCCUCCCAGUCUAGCGACGAGGACAGUUCCGCUCCCGUCGCAGGGCUACUACGCACUAUCCAAAAACCUCUCUCUACCAUCGGCCGCAUUUUCUCCGACGAGCCAGACUCCGGACCCACUUCCCAAGACCGUCUUCACCCUGUCGCAACCCCCCAACCCGGUGUGGCACCUCGCCUCUCUCCGAACGUCUAUCAGCCUCCACGCGCCAGCAGCGAAGACGGCCGGCGCUCCGGAGACGAACGCUCCCACUCCGCCCACCGGGGUGGAACCUCUGCGAAGAAAAAACUCACCCGUGUACUCGAUGCGCAGGACGCCGCCGCACGCCAGGCGAGUGCUGAAGAUGCCGAGGCACGGCGUAUACAGCGUUCUGAACACAAGAACGUAGUAGAAACACUGUCGAACAUGUUUCCCAACCUUGACCGAGACGUGAUCGAUGAUGUCGUGAAGAUAAAGGAAGGACGUGUUGGUUUAGCGGUCGAUGCAUGCCUUGCACUCAGUGCAGAGUAG